Molecule: messenger RNA, 388 nt
Organism: Notechis scutatus (mainland tiger snake)
Lineage: Eukaryota; Metazoa; Chordata; Lepidosauria; Squamata; Elapidae
Source: RefSeq, a predicted model, not a curated record
GGUGAUUGUGGCUCUUGCUGGGCCUUCAGUGCCACUGGUGCUUUGGAAGGCAUGCAUUUCAAGAAGACGGGGAAGCUGGUCUCACUGAGUGAACAAAAUCUUAUUGACUGUUCUGAGGAGAAUUAUGGGUGUGGCGGUGGAUUAAUGGAGCUAGCUUUUGACACUGUGCGGAAGGAAGGUGGGAUCAAUUCAGAGAAAAGCUACCCUUAUGACAGACAGAAAGGGGAGACUUGCCGCUAUGAUCCCGAGGAAUCUAUCACCAGAUGUAAUUCAUAUGGAAUGAUCAUGAGAGGGGAUGAAAAAGGACUUCAGGAGGCUGUGGCCAAAAUUGGUCCAGUUUCUGUUGGAAUAGAUGCUGGGAGUAGCAAAUUUAGCUUCUAUAAGUCAG